AUCACAGCAAUGGCGGAAGACUUUCGAGAUACCAGCCAACCGGCUCCGGACGGUUCCUCACAUCCUCCGUCAGAAACGGGACCGAAAAAGCCCAAGCACGAAUUUCCCAAGUCACAGGUCGGAAAGCUAUGGGACGCCUUUGGGAAUCCCGAAGAACCGGUCAAUCUGAUGCCCGGAGGGACAUACAAUUCCGCAGGAGGAAAACCAAAAGAAGUAACUGUCAUGGAUGCAGUUAAAUCUUUAUCUACAAACGACUUCACAUCCUUCUACAAAGCACCCUGCGCGCGCGAUUCCCUUCUCGUUGGCAUCGGUACGGGAUUCGGAAUUGGUAGUCUAAGAGUUGUACUCGGAGGCCUUAGGUCGUUAUGGGCUGCGAGCAACUGGGCUGUCGGUUCCUUCGCGGUGGCCUCGAUCUUGACACACCAAUACUGCCAGCGGAAACGGGUCAAAGAAAUGGACGGAAUGAAGGAAGCUGUACAAUUAAUGAGGGAACUAAAAAUAAAAAAGCAGAAAGAACAAGCGGAGGCUCAGAGGAAACAGGAGGAGGAAGCUCGUUUGGCCGAAGAGGAACGGAAACGAAAAAGUUGGACCAACCUUUCCAGUUAUAAGUUUUGGUAGCAUUUCCCGGCUGGGGUGGAGUUAUGGAGUUCGCAUUCUGGAACGGGAACACGGGCGUUCGAUAUCAUUCUGUUUGCGUAGAGGAAGAUAAUUCGAAGUGUGAAUACUCAGCUCCAGUGUAUAAUAAUAUAAACCGCCGUGCCGUUUUCCGAGGUCACAUCAAGUUUCAAAUUUGACCCUUUUACGA
Molecule: messenger RNA, 805 nt
Organism: Coccidioides immitis RS
Lineage: Eukaryota; Fungi; Ascomycota; Eurotiomycetes; Onygenales; Onygenaceae
Exons: 2
Coding region: 10-618 (202 amino acids)
Biological process (GO): mitochondrial respiratory chain complex IV assembly
Cellular component (GO): mitochondrion; mitochondrial inner membrane
Source: RefSeq, a predicted model, not a curated record